AUGUCUAUUCUGAACUCUGGAGUUUGGUUGCUCAAAAGCAGCGGCGAGUUUGUCGCCAAGGAGGCUCCAUUCUCUCGUGCUGGUGGCGAUGAAAUUGUGAUCCAGAAUAAAGCUGUUGCCAUCAAUCUGAUGGACUGGAAGUUCCAGAUUUUCAGGCCCCACCUCCCGUUUCCCAAGCACUAUCCGUUCAUGCGAGAGGGCUAUGGAAUAGGCAGAAACGUGACGGCCUUUAAGAAGGGUGAUCGUGCUGUUGGGGAAACAAAUUGGUUCCUUACAAACGACACCAGAGACAGUGCCUUUCAGAACUACAGCAUUUGCAAGACCUCCGUUUGUCCUCUCACACUCUCCACGGCUGCCAUGGGUCUCUGCCCAACUAGGCGCUUGGAAAUCUCGUUACUCCAGACAACUAAGCCAAAUUUAAUCCAUCAAGUCGUGUUGAUUUGGAGUGGCUCCUCAAGUACCGGUAGUGCUGCAAUCGAGUUGACUGUUACGUCAGAGUUUGUAAAGAGACUUGGGGCCACUGCUGUGCUUGAUUACGAUAAUGAAAGCAUUGCCCAAGAUCUGGUCCAAACUAUCAAGGAGACUUUUGGUGAAUUUGUCGGCGCGCUGGACACCGUUGGUGAAGAAAUGACCUGGAGAGGUUGUGCUGAGGUAGUCAAAGGUCUUGGUGGUGACCGCGUUGGCAGCAACCUAUCUGCCGGAUUUAUGAAUGUACCCGAUGGUGUCGAAGUUGUGGGUGUAAACUAUACCGCUCAUUUACUGAACAAUAAGGAGAUAGUUGAAGGUGUUUGGGGCCACUUCGUCCCAGAAUCCCUCAAGAAUGGAAGCUUAAAGCCUGCCUCUAACCCACAGGCCAUUGGAAAGGGGUUGGAAAAGAUCCCCGAGGGCGUUGCUUUAUGCCAAUCGGAAAUAUCAGCUGGAAACGCUGUGGUUACUUUGUAG
This is a messenger RNA of Aspergillus ruber CBS 135680, 942 nucleotides long. RefSeq names its product putative zinc binding dehydrogenase. NCBI's taxonomy places the organism in Eukaryota, Fungi, Ascomycota, Eurotiomycetes, Eurotiales, Aspergillaceae. The transcript is spliced from 7 exons. The record is from RefSeq and is a predicted model, not a curated record. The coding region runs from base 1 to 942 and encodes 313 amino acids. Gene Ontology annotation, molecular function: oxidoreductase activity, acting on NAD(P)H.